AUGAAUGAAACAAAUGAUAUAUCACUACGAGACUCGAAUGAACGUAAAAUUUUCAAAAGUUUAGAAAAAAUGGAAAUGGUUGCAAAAAUUAGAAAAGACGAAUCAGAAAUUUUGCCUAGUUACGAAGAACAUGAACAUACUCCACCUCAAGUCGAUCAAUUCUUAAAUGCACAACAAGGUCAAGUUAACGAAAGACCAAAUAUCUUGGAGGAUGAACACUCUCAUCAUAGUGAUAAUAAUACUUUUGAAACAGCAUUGUCAACAUUUCCAGGUUUAAAACAACAACAGUCCAAAAAAGUAUUAACAAGUAAAGCUAAGUCUAAUCAAGUUAAUAAAAAAAAAUUACUGCAAUAUUUUAAUUGUUGUCCCCACACCAAAACAACACUAGUUUUUUCAAUUAUUGCAGUAUUAUUGUUUAUAUUAGGCAUAUUUAUUGCAGUUUUAGAGUCAAAUCGAAAUAACGAAUAG
Lodderomyces jiufengensis is the source of this 468-nucleotide messenger RNA. RefSeq lists its product as uncharacterized. The coding region runs from base 1 to 468 and encodes 155 amino acids. Lineage: Eukaryota; Fungi; Ascomycota; Pichiomycetes; Serinales; Debaryomycetaceae. The transcript is spliced from 2 exons. The record is from RefSeq and is a predicted model, not a curated record.